GUGCACUUACAUCUCAAGUGUUCCAUGAACGCCCCCGGGCUCCCCAUUAGUUGCAGUACGACGCCGGUGACCGGUAGGGGCGCUGCAGUCGCCCAGCGGCCCGAGGUCGGCGCUAACCGGUACCAUGACUCAGCGGCGCCCCGCCCCGGGGUUAUUACAUACUGCGCAGUUGCAGCGGUCCAGACCGGGACAAAGGCCGACGGAGGAGCACGAGCUGCACUGCGUCCACCGGCCGGGUCAGUGGACAGAGCGGGUGGUCCAACAGUGUGUGGACGGUACUGAGCCCUGUCCACCGGAGCCGACCACGGCGGAGGCGGCGAAUAUCAGAGCGAACAUCCCACUGGACAACGGACAACCUGCAGCAUGGCGGGUGAAGAGCCUCCUCUGGAGAUAUGCUACGCUGAUGAAGUGAAACAUGGGACAACAACCACUGUUGGACAUAUCAAGUACUACAGAGACAAAUUUCUUGGAAAAGGAGCUUUUGGCUCCGUUUAUAUGGGACGAUCUUCUGGACGAGACGUGGCAGUGAAACGCAUAGAAUACCAUGGAAAGGAAGAGGAAAAACUGAUUGGGAAAGAAAUCGAGUUUCUUUUGAAACUGGAUGCCAACAACGCCAAAGUCAUCAGGUUCUACACAGCGGUGAGGUCUGAUGAACAUUACCUCAUCGCUAUGGAACUUGGCGUUUGUACAGUGCACGAUUACGUGAAAGAAAAAGUCAAAUUUACCAGCCUUGGGAUCGAUAAAGUCACAAUACUUCGCGACUCUUCAAAAGGACUGGAAUGGCUCCAUGAAAAACAAAUCAUGCACCGGGAUAUCAAGCCCGAAAACAUCUUGUUGGUGCGGGACGAGAAAGAUGGCAUCGUGGCCAAGCUCACCGACUUUGGUAUAUCCAAAGAGCUGACAUCGGGCACUCAGGCCAUGACAAGUUGGAAAGGCACUCUGGACUGGAUGGCUCCAGAGGUGCAAGAGAGCGGAGGUCAAGUUGGAUCCGUUGGGGCAGCAGACGUGUUUUCCCUCGGCCUGGUCUUCUACUACGUUCUCUCCGAGGGAAAACACCCAUUUUCUAAAAAUGACACGAUGACGGCGAAGGUCAUUAAGUCUGAUAGUGCAUGCCUGGAUGUCGUACCGAAGGGCUCCAUGAGGAGCCUGAUCGAAGAGAUGAUUCAGAAAACACCAGGUGACAGACCAUCAAGCAAGUACGUGGCCAGGCAUCCGACCUUCUGGGAGCCGAAGAAGACGCAACUGUUUUACCAGGCCAUUAGUGACCUCAUCAUGGCAAAAGACGAAAACCUGAAGGCCACUGUCGACGAAAAUCCCACUCGGGUGUUCGAAGAGCAGGGUGAGCAGGGUGAACCCAAGGACUGGAGGACGAUAAUCGACAAGUCACUGGACGAAGGCUCCUUCAAGAGCUACAAGGACGCGACCGUAUCUCAGCUGCUGCGGUUUAUUCGGAAUAAGCUGCACCACUUCGAUGAGGUACCUGAAGAAGGACGACGCAUUGUGCACAACACCAAGAGUGGACUGGUCGACUACAUAGCUGACAAGUUCCCUCUUCUGCUGAUGCAUGUGUGGGAGGCAGCAGUAAUCCGUCGCGAUAAGCCAGACAUACGGGAUUUCUACACUGCUUUUUCAAUCAUCAAAGUGGACCCAAACACUGUCAUCCUUCCGGCCGGAGUCGGUACCAUCGAGAUGGCGGAGCUGCGGAGCUCACGGGAGACUGUGGAGCGGAUGUCAGUUUCCGCCGCCGACCUCCCGCGACUGAAGGGGCAGCUCCUGGAGGGCCUUAAUCACCUCAAUGUCAGAGGGCCGGAGGUGACGGAGCCGAGGUGGCCGGGAUGGGACGAGGAUGAUGGUCUGUCAGUGUCGCUCCAGGGGGUGACUGCCGACACCAUCAGUCACCUGGCUGACCUGGGACAGACGGUCGGACGACUGGAGAUAUACGGUGAGCAGCGGCAGCACGGACAGGCCGAUGAUAUACGAGCUCAGCGAAUGGCGAACACCGAGUAAUGGUAUAGAGUCAUGACCGUAUGUGGAAAGUAAUUUGAAUUGGUAAAAGUACGAACUACGACGUAAAAAGUGUCAUAUAAUGGAUACGUCUCACUAACCAAUUAAACCAAUGCAAUUUAUGUUAUGGUGAGGAAGAGCGAUAAUAUGUAUUACUUUUAGAAGGAUACAUGUGUUGAGACUUAGUUAUCGCACACACAAUAGGCAUGGCGAUUUUCACUGUUUCAAUGCGCAAUGAAAAGUGAUGCAUUCUUUUUAGCUAAUUAUUGAAAUUGUAAUUAGAGUAUCAUGCAACUGUCUACAGCAUCUAAAGUUCUUUUUUCAAAGGUGUUUGGCUCGAAGUACAUUUUUUUUUUCAAACAUGCGCGAUUUAGCCAGCGAAACGGGCAAAAACUAAACCUAAGAAAAUCGAACGUCGCUUAACCCUCGACGGACCUAUAGGUUUUCUACAUGCACGCCGGCCGAGGGGGGGGGGGGGCGGGUACGACCCCCCCCCCCUCGCCGUUUCGCCCCUGGUGGAGCUAGCGCGUCGCAGAAGGAACGAGCGUGUGCGCCGUUUCAAGGCGCAGAGAUUGAUACCCGAUUUUAAGGUCCUAGGUCAACCGGUGACCUCUGAG
Molecule: messenger RNA, 2621 nt
Organism: Amphibalanus amphitrite
Lineage: Eukaryota; Metazoa; Arthropoda; Thecostraca; Balanomorpha; Balanidae
Product: serine/threonine-protein kinase/endoribonuclease IRE1-like
Exons: 12
Coding region: 364-2007 (547 amino acids)
Biological process (GO): protein phosphorylation; intrinsic apoptotic signaling pathway in response to endoplasmic reticulum stress; IRE1-mediated unfolded protein response
Cellular component (GO): IRE1-TRAF2-ASK1 complex
Molecular function (GO): protein serine/threonine kinase activity; ATP binding; RNA endonuclease activity
Source: RefSeq, a predicted model, not a curated record